Molecule: messenger RNA, 1073 nt
Organism: Centruroides sculpturatus (bark scorpion)
Lineage: Eukaryota; Metazoa; Arthropoda; Arachnida; Scorpiones; Buthidae
Product: neuroligin-4, X-linked-like
Exons: 3
Coding region: 261-1052 (263 amino acids)
Biological process (GO): neuron cell-cell adhesion; modulation of chemical synaptic transmission; postsynaptic membrane assembly
Cellular component (GO): postsynaptic membrane; synapse; cell surface
Molecular function (GO): neurexin family protein binding; signaling receptor activity
Source: RefSeq, a predicted model, not a curated record
UCAGGUCGAACAUGUUCAGUCGUACUCGUAGUACGUCGACUGUUUCAUUGCAAGACGUUUGUUUCUGUUGACAUAGUGCUUUUAUCAUUAUAUAUCGAUGUGUUUAAAUCUCGCUUCUAAAACUAUCUCUGUUAUCCGGAGUGUAUAUACGAGUUAAAUCAAGUUAGAAAGGGGAAAAGUAUCGCCUUAGCCGAAUUUGUGCCGAUUGGGGAGAUGGUGUUAGGUGCUUUGGGCUUGACUAGAGAGUGGGUGAGUGAAGAAUGAAUAAGAAAGUCAAUAUAUACGACACUACUUCAUUAGUGUUUUUAAUACUGUUAUGGAUAUUGGUUGACUCAGUUGCUACGAGACAUUUAAGUUCCCGUGUGGUGACCACUAAGUAUGGUGCCCUGCGCGGUUCCAUUGCAACCCUUCCUAACCGGCAAUUAAAGCCCGUCGAAAUAUUUUUGGGUGUUCCCUAUGCCACUCCACCAAUGGGUUCUUUACGUUUCAUGCCACCGGUGACACCCGCUCAUUGGAAAGGAGUGAGAAAUGCGGAUCAGUUCGGUCCCGUCUGUCCCCAACGUCUUCCGGAUAUUACCAAUGAGACAGAGGCUCUUCGCAGGAUGCCUUCGGGUCGUCUUCUAUAUCUUCGCCGUCUCCUACCCUAUCUCGUCAAUCAGAGUGAAGAUUGUCUUUACCUCAAUAUCUAUGCUCCGUUACAAGCUAAUAAACUCCCCGUAAUGGUUUACAUACACGGUGAAUCGUACGAAUGGAAUUCUGGCAAUCCAUAUGAUGGUAGUGUACUGGCAAGCUAUGGGCUGGUAGUGGUUGUCACCAUAAACUACAGACUUGGAGUGUUAGGAUUUCUUCCUUCGUUGGAUAAUUCUGCGCGGGGUAAUUAUGGUUUGAUGGAUCAAGUGGCCGCUCUUCAUUGGAUACAAGAGAAUAUUGGAGGUUUCGGUGGGGAUCCUCGAAAUGUUACGGUUUUUGGACAUGAUUAUGGAGCAGCCUGCACUAACUUUUUAAUGAUUUCUCCUAUGGCCAGAGGUAACAUGUAUACAGAUUUUAUAUGAAGUAAUAAUCAGUACGUGAGU